Poeciliopsis prolifica (blackstripe livebearer) is the source of this 979-nucleotide messenger RNA. It is a transcript of the gene lrrc18a, whose product is annotated as leucine rich repeat containing 18a. Bases 78 to 896 code for a protein of 272 amino acids. NCBI's taxonomy places the organism in Eukaryota, Metazoa, Chordata, Actinopteri, Cyprinodontiformes, Poeciliidae. The transcript is spliced from 2 exons. Gene Ontology annotation, molecular function: protein binding. The record is from RefSeq and is a predicted model, not a curated record.
AGAGUUCAGAAGCAGCAGCAGAAAAGAGCUGAGAGACUCAGGAAACAGAGACUGUGUACACAGCUGUAGGAGCAUUUAUGGAGAAAAAAGGGAGACGAUUCGAGAAAGAAAUCAAGAAACUUGCCAAGAAAUUGAUAAAUAUAACCCAAGAUGGAAAGCGUCGACUCACACUCAGCAAAAUGGGCUUAAUCACCAUCCCAAGGUUUCUCCUCAAGCGGUGCGAUGUGGAUGAGUUGGACCUCAGUCGAAACCAGAUCCAGAAGCUUCCUGAAACCAUGGGAACCUUUGCGACGCUAACAUGGCUCGAUCUACACAGCAACAAGCUGGAGUCUGUGCCUGAGUCCAUAGGUAGCCUGAUUAGACUUACCCACCUCAACCUGGCAAACAACUGCUUAACGUCUCCUGGUUUACCAUCCUCACUGGGCUUCCUCUCCAACCUAAAGAGUCUCAACCUUGGACUGAACCAGCUAGAUGCAUUGCCUUCCACCUUGGAGCGGUUAGAGUUUCUCCAAGAAUUAGCCCUAUUUGAUAACCAUUUCACUGAAGUACCUGAGUUUGUGUCAAAUCUUCAAAACCUUAUUAAACUGAAUUUGGAAAGAAAUCCAUGUAUGGAGGCCCAAGUCGAAAGCGAGAGGAUAAGAAAAGAACAGUUAGAGCAGAAAGAGGAGCUGUAUCUGGUGCAUGAAAGCACAUUGUGCAAGAGAUGCCUCAAAAAAUGUAAAGAAGAGGAAGGAGAAAAUUUAAGAAACGAUGGAAAGACAGAAAAAAUACCUGAAAUGCCUGAAGUGUUUGAGGAGAAGGAGACGGAGAAAAAGAAAAGAUUUGCAGGGUUGAUGACACCGAACUCAGUGGCUGCAGUCACCCAGGAUGUGUGGAGAAUCAGAAGCAAAGAGUGAACUGAUCAAUUAUCUGCCAAAUUCAAUUUUUCAUCAAUUAGAAAUGGUGGAAGAGAGCCCAAUUAAAAACAAUCUGAAAUGUU